Messenger RNA from Peromyscus leucopus (white-footed mouse), 2796 nucleotides. RefSeq names its product zinc finger protein 345-like. The coding region runs from base 25 to 2352 and encodes 775 amino acids. Gene Ontology annotation, cellular component: nucleus. Gene Ontology annotation, biological process: regulation of transcription by RNA polymerase II. Gene Ontology annotation, molecular function: DNA-binding transcription factor activity, RNA polymerase II-specific; RNA polymerase II transcription regulatory region sequence-specific DNA binding. Lineage: Eukaryota; Metazoa; Chordata; Mammalia; Rodentia; Cricetidae. The transcript is spliced from 4 exons. The record is from RefSeq and is a predicted model, not a curated record.
UCUGGAAGAGCCGUCAGUGCUAAAAUGUGUAGCCCACAAUGGCCUCGAACUCGUGAUCCUACUGCCUCCGCCUCCUUCAGCAAAUCCUACUGGCAAGCGCCACUACCAUGGGCGAACUGCAUCUUUUCACUGCACUCUGUCUCUAAGGGAGCUGCCCCUGUCACUCAGGCAUCACUAGCCAAUCACAGCCUCCAGAUGGACUUCCAGUCAGAAUGUGGGCGGGUAUUUCCGACCCCCUUGGUGAAGGCUCCCGGGGCUCCGCGACUGAGGAAGGGAGACCCUCGUGUUCCGUGUGCUGCGCUGUUACCGGCUGCCGGGAGCUGGGAGGGGAGCGGGGCGAGCUGGGAAUCCGCCAUGGAUGCUGUGACCUAUGAGGAUGUGCAUGUGAACUUCACUCAUGAAGAGUGGGCUUUGCUGGAUCCUUCCCAGAAGAGUCUCUACAAAGAUGUGAUGCUGGAAACCUACUGGAACCUCACUUGUAUAGGUUACAAGUGGGAAGACCAUAAUAUUGAAGAACAUUGUCAGUGCUGUAGAAGAAAUGGAAGGUGUGUCAUCUGUCACUCUGGACACAAUCCAUGUGCACAUAAAUGUUGUGGAAAGAAGCAUUGUACUUCUGUCUCUCUCAGAACAACUGGAAGAUAUGUGGUAGUCCCCACUAUGAGAAGACAUGAUGACUGUGAUACAAGUUUACAAUUAACUGGUUUUCCAACUUCAGUGGGAAUUCAUCAACAAGCUCUCAUUGGAGAAAAUGAGUACCAGGAAUAUGGAAAUUCAUCUCUCUCUUCUGGUUCACUGUGCACAUGUAGUGUGACCCACAGUAUAAGAAAAUGUUAUAAAUGCAAUCAGUGUGGUCUAACUCUGAGUUCUUCACGUUCUCUUCAAAGACGUGAAAAACCUCAUGUGUUAAGAAAAAAUAAUAAAUGUGAGUCAUCUACUAAAGGCUUUAGCCGUUACAGACAUCUUCAAACACACCAAACACCCAAUAAUGAAAAGAAUCUCUAUGAAUAUAAUCAAUGUGAUUUAGUCUUUAGAUGUGAUUGCUCUUUAAAACACCAAAGAACUCAUUUGGAAGGAAAGCCCUGUGAGUAUAAUCAAAGAUAUAAAGGCUUUGCUUGUCACAGUCUUCAUCAAAUACACAGAAUUCAAACUAGGGAGAAAAGGUAUGAAUCUCAGCAAUGUGAUAAAUCCUUUGCAUAUCCCAUAAUACAUAAUAGAAGUUACACUGGAGAGAAACCCUAUGAAUGUAAUCAAUGUGGUAAAGCCUUUCCAGAGAAGAGAAGCCUUCACAGUCAUGAAAGAUUUCAUACUGAAGAGAAAGCCUAUAAAUGUAAUGAAUGUGGUAAAGCCUUUAGAGGGAAGAAUAGUCUUCUCAGUCAUGAAAGAAUUCAUAAAGAAAAGAAACCCUAUGAAUGUCAUGAAUGUGGUAAAGCAUUUGCAUAUAAUAGUCAGCUUCUCAGUCACUUAAAACGUCAUACUGGAGAGAAAUCUCAUGAAUGUAAUCAAUGUGGGAAAGCAUUUGCACAGAUGCGUGAUCUUCACAGACAUGAAAGAAUUCAUACUGGAGAGAAACCCUAUCAAUGUCAUGAAUGUGGUAAAGCCUUUGCACGAAAGAGGUAUCUUCUCAGUCAUGAAAGAAUUCAUACUGGACAAAAACCUUAUGCAUGUAAUCAAUGUGGUAAAGCCUUUCCAUAUAAUAGUCGUCUUCUCACUCACUUAAAAACUCAUACCGGAGAGAAACCCUAUGAAUGUAAUGAAUGUGGCAAACCCUUUGCACAGAAGAGUCAUCUUCUUGGUCAUGAAAGAAUUCAUUCUAUAGAGAAACCUUAUGCAUGUAAUCACUGUGGUAAAGCCUUUCCAUAUAAUAGUCGCCUUCUCACUCACUUAAAAACUCAUACCGGAGAGAAACCCUAUGAAUGUAAUGAAUGUGGCAAAUCCUUUGCACAGAAGAGUCAUCUUCUCAGUCAUGAAAGAAUUCAUACUGGAGAGAAACCCUAUGAAUGUAAUCAAUGUGGUAAAGCCUUUGCAGAGAAGAGUCAUCUUCUCAGUCAUGAAAGAAUUCAUAAUGGUGAGAAACCCUAUGAAUGUAAUCAAUGUGGUAAAGCCUUUGCACAGAAGAGUCAUCUUCAUAGACAUGAAAGUCUUCAUACUGGAGAGAAACCCUAUGAAUGUAAUCAAUGUGGUAAAGCCUUUGCACGGAAGAGUAGUCUUCAAAGACAUGAAAGAAUUCAUAAAGGAGAGAAACCCUAUGAAUGUAUUCAAUGUGGUAAAGCCUUUGCAGAGAAGAGAAAUCUUCAAAGACAUGAAAUAAUUCAUAGUGGAGAGAAACCCCAUGAAUGUAAUCAAUCUGUUUAAGCCUUUGCAGAGAAGAGUCAUCUUCACAGUCACGAAAGAAUUCAUAAUGGUGAGAAGUCCUAUAAAUGUAAUCAAUGUGGUAAAGCCUUUUCACAGAUGAGUCAUCUUUACAGUCAUGAAAGAAUUCAUAAUGGUAAGGAACAUUAUGAAUGUAAUCAAUGUGGUAAAGUCUUUGCACAGAAGAAUCAUCUUCAUAGACAUGAAAGUCUUCAUACUGGAGAGAAACCCUAUGAAUGUAAUCAAUGUGGUAAAGCCUUGCAGAGAAGAAAAAUCUUUGCAGACAUGAAAUAAUUGAUAGUGGGGAGAAACCCUAUGAAUGUAAUCAUUGUGGUAAAACCUUUGCACAAAAGAGUCAUUGUUGAUGUAAACAACCGUCUUAUUAAAUAAGAAACACAGAACAAAUGCAAAGAAGAAAGCCAAGAGGUCAGAGCUAAGACCUAAAAC